Labrus bergylta (ballan wrasse) is the source of this 7982-nucleotide messenger RNA. It is a transcript of the gene dop1b, whose product is annotated as DOP1 leucine zipper like protein B. Lineage: Eukaryota; Metazoa; Chordata; Actinopteri; Labriformes; Labridae. The record is from RefSeq and is a predicted model, not a curated record. Gene Ontology annotation, cellular component: endosome; trans-Golgi network. Gene Ontology annotation, biological process: Golgi to endosome transport.
AUCCUCUGGGUGAUGUUUGGAGAGACCUGCAGUCUACGGGACAGAAACACUCAUCCUCAGGAGAAAGAACAGGUUCUGUGUGUGGACUUCAUGGGAAAGACAGUCUCUCUCUUCCAGAAAUAUAUUUGCUGAAAUGUUGGGAUCAGACUGAUGCAUCAUGGACGCUGAGGAGUUAGAACUGCAGAAUGACUACCGUUACCGCAACUAUGCGUCGGUCAUUGAGAAAGCGCUGCGGAACUUUGAGUCUUCCAGCGAAUGGGCCGAUCUCAUCUCCUCCCUGGGCAAGCUCAACAAGGCGCUGCAGAGUAACCUUCGCUACUCCCUCCUGCCCAAGAGGCUGAUCAUAGGGAAGCGUCUCGCCCAGUGUCUGCACCCAGCUCUCCCGAGCGGCGUUCACCUCAAGGCGCUGGAGACCUACGAGGUCAUUUUCAAAAUCAUUGGUACAAAAUGGCUGGCCAAGGAUUUGUUCAUUUACAGCUCCGGGUUGUUCUCUCUGUUGGGUCAUGCAGCGAUGGCAGUGAAGCCGGUCCUGCUGACCCUGUAUGAGCGGUACUAUCUCCCCCUGCAGAGAGCUCUGCUGCCCAGUCUGCAGGCCUUCAUCACAGGACUCCUGCCGGGCCUGGAGGAGGGACUGGAGGUCUACGACAGGACUGAUGCGUUGAUGGUCAAGUUGUCCCUGCUCGUGGGUCAGCAGGUCUUCUAUGGCGCCCUGUGGGGCAGCAUGCUGGUCAGCCCCGUGGUGCGGCUGCCAGCCACCAUCUUUGUAGUCACACAUUUUGACCGCAUGGAAUACCUGCACCAGCAAACACACAUGCUGGGCUACGACCACAGGCUGGUGUUGAAGUCAGUGUGCCUUUCUCUUCAAGAUUCAAAUACCCUGGUGCAAAGGAACAUGCUUGAAAUUGUGCUCAACUUUUUCCCUUUAGCUACAUGCCUGGAACCUACGGAGGCCAGUAUCGCUGUGAGUCCUGAAGACAUGAUCGCUGUAGUGUCUGCAGCCUCUCUCACUUUGCUCCGCAGAGACAUGUCUCUGAACAGACGCCUCUACGCCUGGCUUCUUGGGACGGACAUAAAAGGAGAUAUGGUGACACCACACCCCACCUUCUCCACUACCGCAGAGGAACACACAACCUUCUACUUCAACACUUACUCCAGAGAUUUCAUUGUGCAGGCUCUGAUUAGUAUACUCAAACAAAAGAGCGACCCGGAAAAUGUGACGGGAUGCCUCAGGCCCUUUCGCAUCAUCAUGAGUCUGCUGGAUAAACCAGAGAUAGGUCCAGUGGUCCUGAGCAGUGUGUUGUUGGAAGUUGUCCGAGCCUUCAACACCUACUGUCGAGAGAUGCUGGGAGAGGAAACCAUCACCAGCUCCGGCUUCUCAGGCAACCAGUUAGCCAUUAAAGUAAAAGAGAAUAAGAAUGCAUCAGAGGUCAUAAAGUCGAUGAACAUGCUGGUGAGCUCCAUGAACAGUGAAUACCUGUGGGAGUACAUGACCCGACGCUUCUGCACUGCUGUCAGUUACAAAGACGACCCACCGAUGCCUCCUCAGCAGGACCGCUGUCACCCCGCUCCGUCCAUCACAGAGAUAUCCAAUCUCAUCAUUUUCCUGCUUGACGUCCUUCCUCUGGAGCUCCAUGUUGACAUCCAGUCCCAGUUCCUCCCGGAGAUGCUGAGCACCAUGCUGCAGACCCUCUCCAGCCACAUGGACUCUGUCAGUCUGGAGGAUGUCACACAGGGCCUGCGAGCUUGCUUCAAAGUCCUGAGUAAGAUCCAGAUGCCCGUGGCUUAUAUGGACAUUGAGGCAGGGGCACACAUAGAUGACAUGGAGUUACAGUUACCUGAGGAAGAGAGCCAGAAGACUGAGGACAUCGAGGGCAAGAAAGAUGCUGGUGUUGAUCAGGUUAAUGGUCAUCAUGAAGAGGAGGAGCUGAACGGAGGAGAUGAGGGAGCGCAUGCGGGUAAUUUCUACCCCACGCUGAGAUCUGAAGACAGUGGAUUGGGUAUCAGCGCCUCACCCUCGGAGCAACAAAUCCCACCAGGACUGGGGCCGACGGCGGGGGAAAAUGGAAUUUACAAAGACGGUGAAGGAGUGUGGAGGAGGGGAGGCAGCGUAGACACCAUGAACAAGUGUCUGCAGGACAUCCUGGCUUUUAUAACAACGAGAUAUUUGCUGGUGCAGGUGGAGGAUGUCAGGGGCGUGGAGGAAGUACCCCAACCUCCUGACACAACGACUCCCCCUGUGGAUCAGAACACAGUGUCACCGGUCACCGGGGGACAGGAAAUAAAAGACAAACAAACUGAACAGUUCACUUCAACCAAAGUUAAACCCCACCCGUCAUCGGACGCCCAGCUGGAAGCAGCGCCCACCGAGAAGAAGAAGAAGGUGCACGGGUGUCUGGACUGGGCAGCGGGGUACAUGCCCCGAGGCAGGGCGGAGAUCUCUGAAGCCUGUCGACAGGCCUUCACUGCCACCUGCCACCUGCUGCUGGAGUGCACCACUUUCCUGUACCUGACGGAAGAGGAGACCCAGGCUCUCCACACGGACAUGUUUGGGAACACAGGCAGUGAGGUGGACAGGCUGCCUGUUUGGCUGAGGUCCUUGAUGACCCUGUGCUGCCUGUCCAGAGACUACAACAUCCAGCACACUGCAGUGGCCUCCCUGCUGGAACUCAUCAACCACUCCCAGUCCUUAGCACUGGUCAUCGAGGACAAACACAGACGCUACCAGACGUCAAGCUCCAACCCUCUGAGUGGACGUCUCCAGAUGGUCACUGUGCCGCCCAUCUACCCCGCUCUGCUUCAGGCCAUAGAGGAGGGAACAGAUUUCUUUCAGAGGGUGUCCCAGGUAUUGUGGAGCCAGUUGGACACCGAGCGGAGAGAGCAGCACAUUUCCUGUGUGGAGCUCUUCUACAGGCUUCACUGUUUGGCUCCAUCAGCGUCCAUCUGUGAAGACAUCAUAUGCCAGGCACUAUUGCACAAGGACAAGUCUGUCAGGCUGGAAGCACUACACCGCUUCACAGUACUGUGGCACCUGACCCGAGAGAUCCAGAACAACAGGACCAUGUCUCUCAAUCGCUCCUUUGACAGGUCUCUGUGCGUCGUGGUGGACAGUCUGAGCUGUACAGACGGCUCGAUAAGCGCAGCAGCUCAGUGCUGGCUCGUCAGGGCUCUUUCCCUCGGUGAUGUGAUUAGAAUCCUGGAGCCUAUUCUGCUGUUGCUGCUUCACCCGUCCACUCAGCGCUGCUCUAUUCAGAGCAUCAAACAGAACCUCACUGCUGUUGACCUGAAAAUUCAAGGCAACAGAAGUCGAAGCUCCACCAAAACUUCUGGGACAUCCGCAGAUUCUAUGGCGACAGAGGUCACCACUUUGAAUCUCAUGAACAUUGUGGACCGAGAGGCUCUGUGGGCGGAGUUAGACUGCGGCGCCGAGUCAACCCAGACGCCGUGCGGCUUAGCGGUUUCAAGGAGUGAGAGUGAAGAGACAGAAGAGGAGGAUAAACAAGACGAGGAGGAGGAGGAGGAGGAAGAAGCUGAUAGUGAACACACAGAGUCAGCCGACACCAGCGGCGCCCAGGUAUCCACUGAAAACUCCAGCUCAGGAUCCGUUCCAUUCCGCAGCACCGAUGAAGGAGGCGUGGUCAACGGCCUGCGCAGGGCGGAGUCCGAGCGCACGCAGGCUUCUGAUUCACUGUCGAGUGAGGACGAGGAGGAUUUAGAGCUGGAGGCCAUCGCCCGGUCCCGCCUGCUGAAACAGGAGCGAGAGAAGAGGGAGGCCAUCGACUCUCUGUUCCGUCAUGUGCUGCUGUAUCCCGCUGCGGGCGGCUGGCGCCACCUCCUGCAGGGCUUGGCACUUCUUGACAGCCUUCUGAAGAGCAGCGCUGAGUGUCCCCUCGUGGAUGCUCUGUCUAACACCUCUCUGGACACGAGCUCUGCCGCACAUCUCAACCUGGUCUCUAACCUCCUGCAGCGCCACCAACAGGCUCAGGACGGUAAAGGCUUCUACAGCGGGCUUCUCUCUCCUUCCUCGCCGUCGUCCAUGCCCCCGUCCCUGCUCAUUGAACUGCUUGUGUCCUUGUGUUUGCGAUUCCUGCGCUCUCAUUACCCCUCUUAUGUGAGUCUGGGUCCUCUCGACCUUCAGGGGAACAGGGAGGUGCAGGUGAAGAGCGUGGAGGUGCUGACCCACAUGGUGAAUCAGCUCGGCUGCAUGGCGCGCGGACAACAGGGCAGUGGGAGUCUGGAGCCGAUUCGCAAGCUCCUCUCAGGAUGUAAGGUGCAGCAAUAUGCUCUGCUCACACUUUCUGCAUCCAUGUAUGUCAGCCAAAGGGGGACAGACAAGGGACCACCCAAGGUUGUGGAGGUGCUGGGUGAGCAGGGAAGCCUGUCAGAGGAGAGUCUGGUGAAUCUGGGAACAGGAGGGGGGCAGGAACAGUACACUUUACAAAUGGAGUUACUGAAACUCCUCCAGGCUCUCAUCGUCCUGGAGCACCAUAUUUGUCCAGGUGGAGCUGCAGCGGGGUCAGGUGGAGCCUCCGGCCAACCAGGGGAGCCUCGUGAAACCCCAACAGCCAGCACCCCCCUCGCUCGAGAGUGGCAAACCUCAGUCCUUUUUCAGCAGUCCAUCAAGGCAGCUCAGUACGUCCAGAGCCAUCCAAUCAUAGCCCAGGGAAUGUUUGUGUCUGCGGCGGCCAGGUCCCUGCAGCCGCAGUACGGCUACGCCAUGCACCCCCACUGGGUCUCACUGCUGGUCUCCUGUCUGCCGUACCUGGGGCGCUCGUUGGGCAUCAUUGUGGCUCCACUCAUCAGCCAGAUCUGCAAAAACUUGGACGAGCUGGUAAAGCUUUACGAGCAUGACGGAGGAAAAACAAAUCAGAGCUUGAGUGGGAGGAGAGAAAACAUUUCCCCGGACUAUCCUCUGACUCUGCUCGAAGGCCUGACCUCCAUCACACACCACUGUCUGUUGGACAACAAGAGGUCGUUGGUCGCCUGUGAUCCUGUGGACGUCCGUAAUGCACGCAGCGCUGUGAUUGAAGAACUGCCGCACAUGCUGAGCAGUAUGGCGUUGUUAUGGGGUGUUGUCAUGAGGGAGGAGCUUCAGAGGCGCACGUCUGACUCUGGUCAGAGCAGCAGACACUCUUCUACCUCUGUCUAUUUUAAAAGCACAAAGAUUCUAAAGCAGCGGAUACUGGAGUUCCUGGUUCCUCUAACUCUUCAGUAUGGGGUUCAGCUUAUGGCUUCACUGGGAGCAGUGUGGAGCAGGAGAAAGAGUAAAAGGAGACAUAAAAACAAAGUCUUACCUGUUGCCAGUGAGUCUCGUCUGACCAUUGUGGAUUUGGUGAAAUCCCUGCACACCUUGCACACAGAUACCAUCUUACAACUGGUCAAGGAAGUGGUGAAAAAACCUCAUCAGAUCAAAGGAGAACAGAAGUCAACCCUGGUAGAUAUUCCCAUGUUGCAGUUCAGCUACACUUAUAUCCAGAGUAUUUCAGCUCAGGUGCUGCAGGAAAACGUUGCUACCCUCCUCAGUCUUUUACGGGAGUCUGUUCAGCUCAACCUGGCCCCACCUGGACACUUCUUACUGCUGGGAAUCCUCAAUGAUUUUGUCAACAGGCUCCCCAACCUGGACAACAAGAAGGACUCUCGAGACAUGCAGGAGGUGACUCAGCGGAUCCUCGAGGCAGUGGGGGGGAUCGCCGGCUCGUCUCUGGAGCAGACCAGCUGGCUCAGCCGCAGCCUUGAGGUCAAAGUUCAGCCACAGGUGUGCACAGAAGCAGAUGACGGGGAUGACGCAGACAUUGAAGAGUCGAUGGCUCAAGCUAGCACCAUGGUUUCCUCUUCAGCUCCCUCAGUUUACAGCGUGCAAGCUCUUAUACUCCUGGCUGAGGUCUUGGCACCACUUCUGGACAUGGUUUACCGCAGUGACGAGAAGGAGAAAGCCGUCCCUCUCAUCUCUCGGCUCAUGUACUAUGUUUUCCCUUACCUGAAGAAUCACAGUGCCUACAACAUGCCAAGCUUUGAAGCCGGUGCUCAGCUGCUGAGCAGUUUGAGCGGGUAUGCCUACACCAAGAGGGCGUGGAAGAAAGAGGUGUUUGAGCUCUUCAUGGACCCCCUUUUCUUCACCAUGGAGGCUUCCUGUGCUCCAAGCUGGAAAUCCAUCAUUGACCACCUGCUGACUCAUGAGAAGACGAUGUUUAAAGACCUGAUGAGUAUGCAGAGUGGCUCCCUGAAACUGUUCAAUAACGUAGACCAGAAACCCAUGCUGCUAAAGCGCCAGGCGUUUGCCAUGUUCAGCGGAGAACAGGAUCAGUACCAUCUGUAUCUGCCCCUCAUCCAAGAGCGUCUCACUGAGACUCUGCGUAUGAACCCGAGCCCCGCUGUUUCAGCCCAGAUUUUUUUGAUGUUUCGGGUUCUCCUUUUGCGGAUCUCUUCCCAGCAUCUCACGUCCCUUUGGCCGAUCAUGGUCACAGAACUGAUUCGCACAUUUACACGUCUAGAGAAAACUCUGCAGACAGAAAAAGACGUCUCAAAGCUGGCUAAAGUGGUGCGUAGCGCCCUUGACAGAAAUGGACCGGUGAAUUUCUCUCCAGCUGAGUUGGACAUGUACCUUUCAGCCUGCAAGUUUCUGGACACCUCAUUGGCUUUCCCUCCAGAGAAGAUACCGCUCUUUCAGAUGUACCGUUGGGCAUUCGUCCCUGAGGUGGAUGUGGAGCGCUACAGCGGCCCUGUAGAGACUGUGCUGAUGGAAGGCGAGCAGGAAUGCAUUCCCCAUGUCGUCAGAGUCCUGGAAGGAAUACAGCAGCGAUACGGGACUCUGAAUGGGCUGAGUGAGGAAUCUUCCACAGAGCAUUUGGAGUUCCCCCUCCUCACCCAACACUCCCUCGCCUCCAUCACCCAGCUGUUGCCGUUCCUCCGCAUCCUCUGCGGCUCCUUCCAGUGCCCUCCACCCUACAGCGACUCCAUGCAUCACUUCCCAGUCGCAGACUACCCGGCAUCCAAUUCAGAGACAGUUCUGAAGAGGCUGGAGCAAAUCACUGAAGAAGAGUUCCUGGACUCUUUGGAGAGUUAAAGCAUGAAGCUUUCAUGAGCUCCAAAUCCUCUUUUUAACCUGCAGCCGUCACAGUGGAAAACAUUAAAUAGGAACAACUGGUGAUAUUGUUGUAUUGUCAUCUAAAACAAAUGAAAUUGUGUUUAUCUUUUAACUUUUUAACUUGACCUACCUACAUAAUAAAAGCAUCUCUGAGGUGCUCUCACACUAAAUCUGUUUUGGAAAAUGUAAGGGACUUUGUUAAACAAUGGACUUUAUGGGAAACUAUAAAUUAAAAGGGUACAAGUAUUUAUUUUAAUUAAAUUCUCUUUUCCUGUCAAGCAUGAGCAUCAUCAUCCCGUUGUAAAAUGUUUGACACAUUGAGAUUGAAUCACUCACUGUCUUUUUCCUUUUAUUGUUUUGGGCUGAAGACGUGUUACAGCUGAAACAGUUCAACUUUCAUUCCGAGUAUGUAUGCACCUUAUGAUAACAUUUGUUCUAGGGUUUAUAUUUCAGUUUGGUAUCAGGUAACAGAUUCACUGUGAGGUUACCCCGUUCAGUUCUGUUAAUGGCUUAACCUCUGGCUCUAUUCCUCGCAUCCAUCUGACCGAGAAUGUAAAAUCUACAGUAUACGUCUGUCGUCGAGAUACUUUCAUGCUAAUCGUCUUUGAAUACAUCAUUAUGGGACCUCACAAGCCUUUGGGUAUAAUACAUGUUAAAGGUUUUAUGAGUAUGUUGCUGAAUGGGAAAGCCCUUUUGUAAGAUUGUUCAGUGCACCUCGCUUAAAUAGACGCUUGUCAUUUUUUGGUGUUCAAGGGAAACUGCCUUUCUUUGUAGUUGUUUGUGCUUUUGUGGUUUUUUCCAUAGAGCUGAAUGCUUAAGUAAUUUAUUUUGGAUGUAAAAAGGACCAUGUCAUGUUUUAAUUAACAUAAAGAAGACUCAAAUUAAACAUUACGCUCAUGUA